Messenger RNA from Phoenix dactylifera (date palm), 2552 nucleotides. It is a transcript of the gene TRFL6, whose product is annotated as TRF-like 6. The record is from RefSeq and is a predicted model, not a curated record. NCBI's taxonomy places the organism in Eukaryota, Viridiplantae, Streptophyta, Magnoliopsida, Arecales, Arecaceae.
GAGGGGCCUGGAAACACCCUUUGCGUUCCCGAGAAGCGCUCUUUAAACUCCUCUCAUCGCCAGCCGUCCAAAUCCCGCACUACGUCAUCAUCACCGUUAAAUCCGUAGUCUGCACGCGGUCCUCAUCCCGGCUCCCCUCUCCUUUUCGAAUGAACUCCCCACUCGCCCCCUCUCCUUUUCUCGUCUCUUUCCGCUCGAUUCGAAUCCGCAAUUCUCUGUCUCUCGGCGUCCAUUUCUUUUCUCCCUCCUUUUCCCCCUUUCCAAAUCGCUGCCUCCCUCUUCUCUGAUUCUUGAAUUAUUGGAGGCAAUGCCGAGGAGAUCGCCUCAGUGAUCUGUUCUCAGUUCUAUGAUACUGAAUUCGAGCUUGGCGAGUUGCUGGUUGAAUUUGAUCGAAUUUGGCGGUUGAUUAAUGAGAGAAUUGGAAAUUAGGUGGUUGUUCGUUUGAACUGCAUGAGGUGGAGUUUUCCAUGGGAACAGUUGUUGACACACAGGUUGAUGGGGAAAAAGACAAUGAAGAGAGUGAUUUUGGAAAUAUCGGUGCUUCCAACCCGGUGGUUUACCAACUUGUUAGGGUUGAAGGCGACGGAAGGUUAGUUCCUGCUACAGAUGAUGAGGUUAUGGAGGUUGAGCAUCUGCUUGAUGAAAAUAAGAGUGGACUGGCUUCAGAUGAAGCUACAAAACAUUUUGAUGGAUGUGUUUCUAAUGAAAGGUUGCCCUCUAAAAAUUCUGACUUUGAAGGACUCUCACAAUCUGAAAAUGCCGAAGUUGAUUCACAAAAGUUGAAUGCUAGGCUUGAGUAUAUAGAGGUGAUGUUGCAAAAGGUUAAACAGGAAGAGAGGUUGCGGUUGUCGUCUGAAUCUCUAAUUCAUUCUGCCAAGUGCAUGGAUGUAAAGUGUCAGACUUCUGACAGUUGUAAUGAGACACAAGCCUGCAAUGACAAGCUCCAACCUGAGAAUACUUCAAUGGAAACUGCUCCUUCUUCUAUGGUACUAAAUGGCAGCUGCAGUGCUCUAUUAAGAAGUGCAGAAGCAUGCUUAGGACCUGCAAAUGAGGUAGUCACGAGUAUGUCUUCAGUUUCUGAAUGCACUAGCUCAAAGCCUGAUUUUUCUAUUCUGAAAGGGGAGAUCUGUUUGGAUAAUCUUUCAAUAAGAGAGCUUCAGGAAGCUUUCAGAGCUACCUUUGGUCGUCAGACUUCUGUCAAAGACAAAUUGUGGCUUAAGCGACGGAUUACAAUGGGAUUAACUAACUCCUGUGAUGUUCCAACUACAAGUUUUGUGAUCAAAGAUAAUAAAGUAGUUCACAAGGAAAUGAAAGAAGAACCAUCCAGGUUGCAAUUGUCUCAGACUGAAGCUGGUUCCAUGUCCACGGAUCAAGUUACUGACGCGACAAUUAACAAUUCCCAAACUUUACCAUCUAGCCCUACUGACCGAACUGAAGACCUGCAAGUGUCCGGCAAGCAACUUAGAAAACCUUUUUGUGAGUAUGAUGAGAAGAAUGAAAAUCUUCAAAUGGAACAAUUUGCUGGCAAAAGGGUGAGAAAGCCUACUAGGCGGUACAUUGAAGAACUUUCAGAAUUCGAGACCAGGGAGUGUACUGCUAAAUUGUUAUCUUCAGUAAAAAAUUCUGGACAUUGCCAGUCCUCUCCAAAAUCUCGGAUCAGGCCAGUUCGUGAUAUUGGCUCCCAGAGCAUAAGCUUUUCCACCAGGCAGGACUCUCUAGGAGGAUUUGGUAUUCAGGUACCAUAUGUCUCCAGGGUGAGAAGAGGGCGCCCAAGGAAGAACUUUGCGACUCUCAUGAAAUACCAUCCUAGUGGCAUUGCAUCCAACCGGGUAAAAAAAGCUCCUAGGAUUCCUGCCAUGCAACAAAAUAGUGAAAUUGGAAGCAGAGUAAGGAAAGCUAGACCUCUACCUAUGCAUACUCCACAGCGGAACUUUGUUGAUGAGAUAGGAAAAAGGGAUGCAGAAACAAUUAACAGCGAUGAGGAGCAAGAUCUGAGGCUUGAAAAGUUUGAUGCAGCUGGAGAUAACACAGAUAAUAAUGCCGAUACUCGGCCACCAUUGACAGGUGGUGUCAGAAGGAAGCAUCAUCGAGCCUGGACCCUUGGUGAGGUUUUGAAGUUAGUAGAUGGAGUAGCUAGGUAUGGAGCUGGUAGGUGGUCUGAGAUCAGACGUUUAGCCUUUGCCUCUUACUCUUAUCGCACCUCUGUUGAUCUUAAGGAUAAAUGGCGGAACCUGCUGAGAGCAAGCCUGGCACAAGGUCCUACAGACAGAGGGGCCAAGAACUCUCGAAAACAUACUUCGAUCCCAAUACCAGCAGCUAUCCUAUCACGAGUAAGGGAACUGGCAGAGAUGCAGUCACAGACUGGUAUUGAGCUUGGUCCAAGCAAGAUUACCGGGCGUGGUGGGGGAAUUGUACAGGAAAAAGGAUCUGGAUUUUUAUGACCAGCCAUGUUGGUAGAACUGUUAAACUAAUGAGAAUAAACACCCUGUAACCACCUAUGUACAAUAUUUUUAGGUAUAUGCAGUCAUCGCUGUUCUCUUCUCUUCAUGCAA